Molecule: messenger RNA, 3396 nt
Organism: Mytilus californianus (California mussel)
Lineage: Eukaryota; Metazoa; Mollusca; Bivalvia; Mytilida; Mytilidae
Product: kinesin-like protein KIF16B
Exons: 32
Coding region: 1-3396 (1131 amino acids)
Biological process (GO): microtubule-based movement
Molecular function (GO): phosphatidylinositol binding; microtubule binding; ATP binding
Source: RefSeq, a predicted model, not a curated record
AUGAAUCUGAGGGAACGAGAUGCAAAUGCUGAUGUGGUCGUUAAAUUUACGGAUAAGAUCAUACUAACAAAUAAUAAGAUUCCAGAGUUUGGUUGUGAAGGAGACGUAGCUAGAGAAGCCACUCGUACCAAAGAAUUUUCCUUCAAUUACAUUUUUUGGUCUGUGGAUCAGGAUGAUCCAAAUUAUUGUUCGCAGGAAAAGGUUUUUCAGGAAUUUGGAACAGACAUUGUGUCGUCUGCUUAUGAUGGUUACAAUGCAUGCGCAUUCGCUUAUGGUCAACCUGGCUCAGGUAAAACCUACACAAUGAUCGGAACGCAGGAAAAUAGAGGUCUAAUUCCGAGGAUAUGUGAUGAUAUUUUUCUGAAGAUGAAUGACCAGUCUGCAACAUAUAGAACAGAAAUAAGUUUUAUGGAGAUAUAUAAUGAGAGAGUUAGAGAUCUACUAGAAACCCCCGAUAGAGCUCGAGAGGGUUUACGUGUAAGAGAGCACCCUAAAUGUACAGCACCAACCAAUAUGAAUGACGUCAGCAGCAGGUCACAUGCCAUAUUUACUCUCAUAUUUACUCAGGCUAGAAUAUUUAAUGGAAUGCCUUAUGAAACCCAAAGUAGAAUUCAUUUGGUGGAUCUGGCUGGAAGCGAGAGUGCAGAUGCUUCAGGGGCUACUGGACAAAGACUGAAAGAAGGUGGUAAUAUAAACAGAUCACUAGUCACUCUUGGGACAGUUAUAACACUACUAGCUAAAUCUUCCGACACAGACAUAGAGAAAAAAGUUUUUAUUCCAUACAGAAAUUCUAAAUUAACAUGGUUGCUUAAGGAUAGUCUUGGUGGUAACUCUAGAACUUUUAUGAUAGCAACAAUAUCACCAGCAGAUAUCAACUAUAAUGAAACAUUAAGGACUUUGAGAUAUGCUGUAGGAGCAAAGAACAUCGUGAACAAACCAACAAAAAAUGAGGACCCUAGUGUUCGAUUGAUAAGAGAGAUGAAAGAGGAAAUAUCACGCCUGAAAGCAAUGCUUGGUGGAGAACUGGACAAGUCUGCUGAACCAAGAGUGAAAGAAAUGUUACAAGAAAGUGAAGUCAGAGUGAAGGUGUUAACUGAAGAAUGGACAGAAAAAUGGCAUGAAACCGAUAUAGCUGAUCAUGCAAUGGCUGUUCGCAAGGAAGGAAAGGGAAUCAUGUUAGAUUCAGCACAUCCCCACCUUAUUGGAAUUGAUGAUGAUAUAUUUAGCACAGGGAUAACAAUGUAUAAUCUUAAGGUUGGCAUAACUACAAUAGGUAGAAAUGACGCGCCAAUAGAGCAAGAUAUCAAAAUAGCUGGGCUUGACAUAGAAAAGGAACACUGUGCAAUUGCAAAUGAUAAUAAUGUAGUUCAGCUCAUUCCAAAGAAUGCCGCUAUGUGCACAUUGAAUGGUUGUUUGAUAAUGGAACCAACCAAACUAACGCAAGGUGCAGUUAUACUUUUAGGUAAAACUAACAUGUUUCGUUUUAACAAUCCAGCAGAAGCAAUAAAAAUGAAGGAAGAAUUAAAGGACCAUGGAAUAUCGGUAUCUAGGGAACCUUCCAUUGGCUAUGGAAGAUCUAUCAGUGACAUGUACAGAUCGACAGAUAGCCUGACAUCAGCAAACUGGGAAACAUCAGAUGACUACGGAGAUGACAUAGACAAGUUAAAUGAACAAAGGAAAUACAUUGAGCUGAUGGAACAACGCUAUGAUAAAGCUCAAACAGAAAGAGAAUCAUCUAUAUCCAAUUUGGAUCAAGAAGUUCAUAACAUUUUAGUGACUUUGGGUGAUAUAAAAGAUCGAAUACACCAGGACAAUAUGCAAAAUACAAAAUAUGGAAAAGGUAUGAAAAAAUUAACUGAUGACCACAUGAAGGCAAAAGAUGCAAUUUUACAGGAAAUAACAAAACUGAAGUCAGACCUUGAGUUUACCAUGAAGUCCUUGGAUGAUGAGAUACUAAUUCUAGAACAGAAGGAAAAUGAUCUUGUCAUUUCACAAAUAACUCUUCAAACAAAUGUUCAUUCUAAAAUGGACUAUCUAUUGAAGAGCAAAGGAAAGAACAUGAAAGAUUUAGAAGAAUCAGAUAAGGAUUUACAAAAACUAGAACAAUGUUUCAAAGAAGAAAAGGCAAAAAUUGCCUCUAAUUCUGAUGUUAAUGAACGAAUACUAAGAGAACUAGAGCAACAGGAACAAAAAAUACAAACGGAUGUCGAUAUAGAAUUAAAAUUACUACGGGAUAAACGUACUAGGGCGGAAUCUACUAAGGCGUCUGAAAUGAGAAAAAUAGAUGAGGCAUGGCAAGAUAUCCGUGAACAUGAGCAACAAAUUAGUGAACAGAAAAUGCGUGGCUUGAACCAAACAGAAAAGUCUAAACUUUUGCAAAAGCAAACACAUAUUAAUGAAGCAAAAGAACUUUUAAUACAAGAACAGGAAGCUAUUUCUAAGGACCAUACAGAAGUCAUGAAACAGAUAGAAAAAGAGGAAAAGAAAAUUGAUCUGAAAAGACAUAAAUUAAUAGAGGAAUUUCAACUGAAAAAGCAGAAUGUUUUAUCUACAAUUAGUCCUAAGCUUACCAAAAUCAAUAACAAAAUAUAUAUAAAAAAGAAAGAUCUCGAUGAUCUGGACAGUACCAUUCAAAAUUGGGAAAAAGAACUAGAAAAUCUAGAAGGGAUGCUAAGCAUGUCAACCGACAGCUGCACUAAACAGCAACAUGGGAUUGCAGAAGAGACACUUAAUAAGAAGGAAAAGCGUGAUCUGAAGGAACAAGAACUAAAAUCAAAGUUAUCAGAUCUAGAGUCUAGACUUGAUGUGCUAAAUAAAGAAUUCAACGAGUCAUCAGAAAAACUUAAAUGUGAUCUUAAUUUUCCAUCCCACCAAGGGUACAGUGAUAAAACUUCAAGUCACCUGAAGCAAGAGGAGAUUACAAAAUUUCAAGAGCUAUAUGAUAAAAAACAUUCAAAUUUAUUAAUUCUCAAACAACAAGCUGAGGAACAACAAGAUAGAGAAUUCGAAUCGUUGGAACUUGAAAUCAUGAAACUAGAAGAAAUACAAAAUCAGGCCAGAAUAGAUCAAGAGGUGAAACGUCGACUACGGGAUGUUCGACAAAAUAAGGCUACCAAGAGACGGAAUUAUGAAAGUUUUGCAAGUUUAGAAACAGAUUACAAUAUUGAUGGUACUUCCCUAGCAAGUAGCACAUUAACAAACGUUUCUGGUAUAGGAGUGAAUGUUUCUUCUUUCAGCCUACGAAAUCGUGGUUCCGACAGCUUUUAUGAGUUUGAAGUACAGCUUGUAAUUGGGAAAGAUAAUUGGACAGUUUACAGGCGUUAUAGUAAGUUUCGAGAAAUGCACAAGGAACUGAGACAAAGAAUUCCUAAGGCAACAAAAGGGGAAAACUCUUGA